This is a messenger RNA of Canis lupus familiaris (dog), 1258 nucleotides long. It is a transcript of the gene AVPI1, whose product is annotated as arginine vasopressin induced 1. The transcript has 3 exons. Bases 372 to 818 code for a protein of 148 amino acids. The record is from RefSeq and is a predicted model, not a curated record. Lineage: Eukaryota; Metazoa; Chordata; Mammalia; Carnivora; Canidae.
CCUCGGGCAGCCAGGUACGUAGCUCCGAGGCCCGGCUCGCGCUGCGGUGGGAGCGGGCGGGCGGGCCGUCAGACCCGGUGCCGCUGGGACCCGAACCCGGAGUCCGCUUAGGGCCCGGCAUUGUGCGAAGCGGCCACGUCUGAGCCCCGGGGGCUGACCUGUGCUGGGGAUGUGGCCCUGCAGCCUGGGCCAGGAGAUCCCCUCCCAAGCUCUCGACCCGUGGGUGAGCGCCGCCUGGACCUCGUGAGCGCCUUCGCAUCAGGAAGCGCCCGCCCUUGCCAAAGCCGCGAAGGGUUGGGGUGGGCGCCUCUUAGCUUGCCCCAUCCCGAUUUGAGGUCUGUCGGCGCUGCCUUUCGGCGCGAGCAUCCAGGAUGGGCACCCCAGCCUCUGUGGUGAGUGAGCCGCCCCUUUGGCAAGCUCCAGCCGAAGCCCGGGGCCGCAAGCAGGCCUCGGCCAACAUCUUCCAGGACGCUGAGCUGUUGCAGAUCCAGGGCCUGUUUCAGCGCAGUGGGGACCAGCUGGCUGAGGAGCGAGCACAGAUCAUCUGGGAGUGUGCAGGAGACCACCGUGUGGCAGAAGCCUUGAGGAGGCUGCGUAGGAAGAGGCCCCCCCGGCUGAAACCACUGGCCCACUCACUGCACCACUGCAGCCGGCUCAGAAUCCCCGAGCCCUGCGCUCCACUGGCCAACCCACAGAGUGGUAGCACGGAGACAGCUUCUGGUGAUCAGUAUCUGAACUCCAGGAGGACAAGUGCCAGGAUCCGCCGGAACUGGAAGAAGCCAGGCCCUACAAGCUACCUCCAUCAAAUCAGACACUGAUCCAGGGAAGGAGCUGGGAAUAGCAUUAUCUUCCCCAGGAAUUACAGGGACUUUUGCCAAAAGGCCCAGGAGGUAAAGAAGGAGGAGAGACUGGAGACAGAUAGCCCCACAGGGGUAAAUGAAAGACUACUGCCACUGGCCUGCUCCAUUUGGAACAGGACUGGAAAUGUCUCCUGAGCUCUAGGUUAUAUGGGACCCAUUCCUCACCAGAAUGAGAAGAAACCGCGCCUCAGCUCUUCCCAUCUAACAGUACACCUGGGCUGCAUGAUAUUCCCCUAAGUGUUGGACACUCACACUGAGCAUCUCACCACUCCUGCUACUAACCCUCCUGUUCCUGCUAUAACCCACAGUCCAGCAGCCUGCCCACAUCCCUGCCCCUGUCAGGCUAGCACAAGGAAACUGUGGUUUAAGUGGCAAAAUAAAAACAUUUGCAUCAAUAA